UACGUUUGAUAAAAGACCUUAGAUUGAUCAAGGAAGGCAGCCAAGUCUGAUAGUUGGCAAUAAACAUGGUGUUCUAACCACACCCUUUCUAAUAAAGCAGGGUGUGGCACUCUAAAGUGUUUCAUGUGUUUUUUGUCUUUGUAAAAACAAAAAAAACAACAUGCACCAUGUUAGGUCUGGUGUGUGUUUCCAAUAUAGAAAGAUCAGACUAACAGCUGAAAAAUACAAUCCGGUUAGGAUUUUUCUUUUUAAUUGUGAAAGUGUAUGCACUAGGUGCAAGACCAGUGGCUCUAUUUUCAGCCCAAGAUGCCCCACAAUCGAGGCUGUUGCAUUAUUUGUCGCCGAGUGUAACCAUGAAACAUAGCGUACAGUUCAUAACUGUAAAUGUGGAGAUUCUACUACAUUUCCCAUGAUUCCACACCCCGGAAGUUGACGCACAAGGCGGAAGCAUGCGAAGAGUGAGCAGGCAGUCCUGUGAGGACGGCCCACUGUUGGAGGAGCAGGAGACGGAGGGCCAGCGGCAGCUGCACAGCCUCCUGCUGCAGCAGCUCCACACUGACGUUGACAUCGAUCGAUGUGUAGCCAAGAGGCAGUGCUUCGCACCGGCAUCACUUUAUCGGCCGUUUGGGGAACAGGCGGCUGGAGUGAGAAGCCUCUCCCAGUUCCAGGCCCUGCAGGAUGGGGAGAAUGAGCUGGCCAGCUUGCGGGAGCUGGGCCUUACCGACACCGAGAUCCAGCUGUGGCAGAGCAGAGACGCACCGGAGGCAUCAGAGAAGUCCCAUGGUGUGUGCGCAGCUCCAGGUGCGAAGCAGCAGCGCCUGCAGGUGAUCAGAGACAAGAUUGAAGCCAGGGCAGAGCUCCUGUCCCGCCCACAACGCUUCGCCUCCAGCCGGCCACUGUCACGCCGGGAGAUGGAGAUAGAACGGGCGCUUUUCCAGGGAAAUGACCGGCUGGGUUUUCUCACUGCACUUUACCAUAGAGAUGAAGAUAAACAGGAGGGCCAGCAGGGGGAGUCGUCCUCUGAUCCCAUGGACUCUCUCUACAGAGACGUUCUCAUAAAGGAGAGUCAACAAGCGUCACUACAGGACUCUCAGAGAGAGACAACUGGAGCAUCACACCUGCCUUCGAACAGAAUUGUAUCUGACCAAUUACAGGACUCACAGAGAGACAACAAUCAAUCAAAAGAAGCUUCUGAUCAAUCAGAACUGCAGGGUGAAAAAAGUAGCUUGUCAGUACAUUCAGUGCCAAGUUCAGACACUUCAGAGGCGCAUCUCACUCAGGACAGACCGCGGCAACCACCACUGGCUGCUCCAAUACACAUCAAUAUAAGUCAGCCAAUCGGUAGUCUGCGUGGAGCUGUGACUGCGAGGUCAGGGGGACCCCUGACUGUCAGAGGGGAAAUUGAGACAAUCUCAGACGAAGAAAUCCUGAAGAACCGUGAAUCUGAAGAAGAGAUCCAGAGCAUCCCGAGGUUCCGAAACUACCUGCCGGGAAAACCCUCCAAGGUGCUGUGUGUAAAGAACCUGAGUGCACAGGCGUCAGUGGCCCAGCUGGUGGCACUGUUCUCCAGGUUUGAGCGGGAAAAUGAGCCGCCAGUCCUUUACCGCCUGCUGACUGGAAGGAUGAAGGGGCAGGCCUUCAUCACUCUGCCAGAUGCUGAAACGGCACAGAAAGCCUUGCAGCUGGUCCAUGGAUACCGGUUGCUAGGGAAACCUUUGGUGGUGGAGUUUGGCCAUGAGCGACAGGAAAAGGAGAAACAGAAGAAAGAGGAAGUGUGGGAGGAGAGGAAAUAGAAGAACAAAAUAUGUUUAUUCCUGACAACAUGGAUCCUCUAGAGUUGUGAGAGACAGACUGAGAUGGAUGUGAUUGUAUAUUUUUUAUUUUUGUUAUUAUGUAUUAAAAAAUGAUAAUCUUUGCCAGUUUCAUCUUAAUAAAAGGCAUUUCUUA
Molecule: messenger RNA, 1947 nt
Organism: Micropterus dolomieu (smallmouth bass)
Lineage: Eukaryota; Metazoa; Chordata; Actinopteri; Centrarchiformes; Centrarchidae
Gene: rbm41
Product: RNA binding motif protein 41
Exons: 7
Coding region: 450-1793 (447 amino acids)
Biological process (GO): mRNA splicing, via spliceosome
Cellular component (GO): U12-type spliceosomal complex
Molecular function (GO): U12 snRNA binding; pre-mRNA intronic binding
Source: RefSeq, a predicted model, not a curated record